AUAAAUAGCUUCGCUAUUUAUCGAAUGAGAUAUGAGACAACGUCUCAUAUCGAUUUGAGAUUGAACUUAAAAAGUUCUAUCGAUACGAAAGUGAGGGAAAUAAAAGCUCGCGUCAACGUAACACAAGGUAGUGGAGAGCCAAUACGAUAG
Molecule: messenger RNA, 150 nt
Organism: Scutellospora calospora
Lineage: Eukaryota; Fungi; Glomeromycota; Glomeromycetes; Diversisporales; Gigasporaceae
Source: the annotation of a GenBank genome assembly